CGUACUGUUCCACGUGCUCCAAAACUGUUCCACGUGCAACACUCAAAAUUAAUGCACUUGCAUAAUUUUCAUAAAACUGUUUGAAUUGACUUUUCGAAUCUUUCGUUCAACUCCCCAAAUCAGCUUAAGAUUAGACAGUUACAUUUUGUGUAUGCCAUCCAUUUUAAAGAGCUAUUCAGUAACGCCAUUGUGGUUGACCGUAUCACAGUUUUCUGUCCCUCAGGUUUGAUAUUUAGUUAAUUUAUCAUCAAAGGUUGUGGCCUAGAGGAUUUUGCUCUCUCUCUUCUUUUAUCGUAUUUGAUCUGCAUACUUUUAUCUUCCGCAGUCAGUUAAUUAACAUACUCGGUACAUACAUAAUGUCUAAAUAUAUUAUUGCGACUCGCUGUUAGAGCCAUUUCGGAACUGCGCUCCCACGCUGUGGUAUGCUUGGGAAAUCUGUAUUCGCGAUUCACUCGCCACUUGUUGUGUUCAUUGUUUUUUAUGCAACAUAUCUUGGAUUAUUCUCACACCGUUAAACAUGCUGCGACUUUGGAUUCUGGAAGCCUUUGUGACCAUCAACACCUUGAUGCUUGGUGUCUGGUCAAUCAAUCCAUCGACCACGUAUCCGUCCAUCAGCUGCUAUAAAUGUGUGGACACGCAGAACAAAGACUGCGACCAGACGCCGUAUGUUCUGCGCAGCGACCCGGGCAGCACCACCACCGCGGACACGUUCCGCUCCGAGGGUGUGCUGGCCUGGCAGUAUCAGGGCCUGGUGCUGCCGCUGAAACCCUACUGCUACACGUACAUCCUGCAGAUUGACCACGGCACCUACGGGAUGUCGGCCAUCCUCGUGCGGGGCGUUGCUUAUCCCGGCGGCAAACCGGAUGUCUGCGUGCCGCAGAACGAGAUCACCAAGGGCGGCAAGGGGAACACGGAGAUUCGCUACCAUUACUGCGACACGCCCUUCUGCAAUACUAUCACCAAAAAGGAUCUGGGGGAGCUGUGCUUCAAAGAUACGUACCGGUCAUUUCAGCAGCUGAAAAGCGGAAAUGCAACGUCCGCUGCGCCUGCGUACACCAGAGUCAGUGCAGUUCUAGCGCUACUAAUCUUUUCCGGCUGCGGAAAUGCACUGUUGAGUGAUACAAGGAUGGGAAUCCUGAUGUUACUCGCUUUCUUUGGAAUUUUUGUGGCACAGGCCAGCGCCCUGCGCUGCUACAAAUGCCAGGACACCCUCUAUUCCCCGGCCGCCGAGGCGCAGACCUGCUACACCUCGCCGGGCCUACUGGGUCCCAGCGCCAUCGUGGACUGCAACGACCGCUACCCACCGCCCAACUCCAUGAUCAUGACGGUGCGGCAGACGGGCUACUGCGCCAUCUGGAUGGAGCAGUUCACGCCCAGUACCGGCUUACAGCGGCUCAAUCUGUUGGGUCGCGGCUGCGUGUAUCCGGGCGGGGAAGACCCGGAUCCCGGCUGUCUGACCAUCAACGCCACCAUGCCCACCCUGAAGGACCGCGUCAUCACGGCCACCUACUGCCGCGACGGGGAUCUGUGCAACGGGGCGACGUAUGUGGCGUUCACCGGCCAGUGUUUCGGCGGCAGCGGCACGACGAUGACCACGAGGGACUUUAAUGCGACUGGUUUCACGAUGCCGAUCACAACGACGACUGCCUUUGUGCCAACACUGGACCCACAGAUUGCCCAGGAAAUAAUUGCUCGUGGAUCCGGCAAUAACACGGGCGUAACACCCGACGCGCCUGGCCAGACGGCCAAGGGAAUCGCCAGUCAGCAUCCGCAUUGUAUUGCCCUCCCACUUUUGAUGGUCUCCAUUAUGAUUGGCUGCCAUUAGGCCGUAUGUCGAUAACGGAUCGGUUCUUAGUUCAGUUUAUGGUGAUUUUGUUGUCCAGCAGAUUCAGAGGAUGUGCAAACUUACUGCUUGCCAGCAACUGCAUGUACCGUAAUAGCUUCAAUUUGUCGUUGCAUUUCUGCAGAGAUCGAAAGUAUCUGUAGUUGUUAUUGUAUCUGCAUGGUUGUCAGUUCUUUGAUUCGCGAUGAGAGCCUCUGGCGUCACUGACUAGUCAACGUCUUUAGGUUGCAUCUAGGGAAAUAUUAAGAAUUAUGAAAUGCA
Molecule: messenger RNA, 2104 nt
Organism: Paramacrobiotus metropolitanus
Lineage: Eukaryota; Metazoa; Tardigrada; Eutardigrada; Parachela; Macrobiotidae
Exons: 8
Coding region: 518-1825 (435 amino acids)
Source: RefSeq, a predicted model, not a curated record